Messenger RNA from Habropoda laboriosa, 907 nucleotides. Its product is annotated as acid sphingomyelinase-like phosphodiesterase 3b. Bases 1 to 777 code for a protein of 258 amino acids. The transcript is spliced from 5 exons. The record is from RefSeq and is a predicted model, not a curated record. Lineage: Eukaryota; Metazoa; Arthropoda; Insecta; Hymenoptera; Apidae.
AUGCGUGCUGAGCACCCAUGUCAAAGGGUUACUCCAGAUUUGCAAAUCACACUGGUUUACAUCGUCGGCCAUACACCACCGGGGGUGGACGAUCGCGAGAGCGGCGCUCCAGUGCUGAGCGAGCGUCACAACCUCAGAUACCUCCACGUGAUCCGGCAGUCCUCGGACAUCAUUCGCGGUCAGUUCUUCGGUCACUGGCACUCGGACACUUUUCGCGUGAUUUACAGCGAUACUGAUUCCCCGGUAUCCUGGAUAAUGAUGGCGCCCAGUAUAUCGCCUAGCACGCUUGGAGGUCCUAACAAUCCAGGUUUGAGACUGUACAAGUUCGAAACUAAUACCGGUCAGGUGCUGGAUUAUACGCAGUACUAUCUUAAUCUACCGGACGCGAAUUCAAUCGGGACUCCGAACUGGUUGGUCGAGUACAAUCUGCUCGAGUACUACGACCUUCAGGAAAUCACCGCGAUCUCGACCGACAAAUUUUUCCAUCUUAUCCCUGAGUUCGACCGCUUAUAUUCCCACAGAUACUACGCUGCCAACACGGUUUCACUGCCACGCGAAGUCGAGCAGAUUUGGGGAUGCGGAGGGCCGUUGAACGGAGCUUGCGCCCUACACCAUUUCUGCACGGUGACACGUCUCGAUCCGGAGUCCUACAAGAAGUGUUACACGUCGUACGCGUACGCACUUGCCUCAGACGGUCGUCCAUCCACGCCGAGGCUCUACUUCUCGUUACACCUGCUCGUUCUACUGGUCUGCGCGGAAUUGCUGAGGAACCGGUAGGUUGGGACUCCGCGGUGUUCCAGCGAAGGGGACGGCUGCGAGACGAGCGAGUGGAACGUAAGCUCUCCCCCGGUGCCUCCGUCGCGUUAACGACGCGAGCGAGCGAAUCAGAGACGAGCUGCUUCGAGAA